Molecule: messenger RNA, 1407 nt
Organism: Rosa chinensis
Lineage: Eukaryota; Viridiplantae; Streptophyta; Magnoliopsida; Rosales; Rosaceae
Product: lanC-like protein GCL1
Exons: 5
Coding region: 1-1281 (426 amino acids)
Biological process (GO): peptide modification; carbohydrate metabolic process
Cellular component (GO): plasma membrane
Source: RefSeq, a predicted model, not a curated record
AUGUCGUCCGUGGUGGGAUACUUAGCUUCAUCAUCGUCGUCGUCCCCGGAAGGCCAUGAUGAAGGCAACAACGAACGGCUCGAUUUCGUUCGUCCCACGAAUUCCGACUUGUCACUAAAUCCCGGCGAGACAUUUAUCCGAGCAGCCGUGUCCCUCAAGGACCAGGUAGUGAAGGCCACGUGGGAAGGAGAGCGGAGCUCCGGGAUGGGGUUGGAUCCGACUGUGUAUACGGGUCUGCUCGGCACGGCGUUCACGUGCCUGAGGUCGUACGAGGCCACCGGAAACCGACAGGACUUGCUACUGUGCGCCGAGAUCGCCGACAACUGCGCGGCCGUCGCACGUGUCUCCGCCAGGCACGUGACAUUUUUGUGUGGUAGAGGAGGAGUUUACGCUCUUGGAGCUGUUGUGGCUAAUUUGGUUGGGGACCAUCAAAGACUUGACUUGUAUUUGAACCUCUUCCUUGAGGUAGCAAAAGAGAAGGCCCUAUCUGUUGGGCCAGAGGAAGGUGGUUUUGGAAUGUCAUAUGAUCUUCUUUAUGGGAGAGCUGGGUUUCUAUGGGCAGCUUUGUUCAUAAACAAGCACCUUGGACAAGAGAAUGUGCCCAGUGAACUUCUGAUGCCCAUCGUCAAUGCCGUGUUAGCUGGAGGAAGGGCAGGAGCAUCUGAUAACCCUUCAUGCCCACUUAUGUACAGAUGGCAUGGAACAAGGUACUUGGGCGCAGCAAAUGGUCUGGCUGGAAUUUUGCAAGUGCUACUUCACUUCCCUCUUUCAGAAGAGGAUGCAGAAGAUGUGAAAGGAACUCUUAGGUAUAUGAUGGCUAAUCGGUUUCCUCACAGUGGAAAUUACCCCUCAAGCGAAGGAAACCCAAGAGAUAAGUUUGUGCAGUGGUCUCAUGGUGCAGCCGGCAUGGCCAUCACCUUGUGCAAGGCAUCACAGGUUUUUCCAGGAGAUAGGGACUUUCGUGAUGCGGCAAUAGAAGCUGGAGAAGUGGUGUGGAAGAAUGGUUUGCUGAAGAAGGUAGGCCUUGCUGAUGGUGUGGCUGGGAAUGCCUAUGCCUUUCUUUCUCUUUAUCGUCUAACCGGAGAGAGCAUAUACGAAGAGAGAGCAAAGGCAUUUGCAAGCUUCUUGUAUCAUAAUGCAAGACAACUUGUGACUGCGGGGCAGACUACACAUGCAGCCGAACAUGCCUAUUCCCUUUUUCAAGGACUUGCUGGAACUGCUUGCCUCUGGUUUGACGUGCAUGUUCUUGAAAACUCGAGGUUCCCAGGUUAUGAACUGUAGGCAACGGAGCAAGUUAAAUUCAAAUCUAGUUAUGAGAUCAUUAUAUAUAUGAACCUAUAUUUCUACCCUAACAAUGUAUAUAUUGAGACGUUGUUAAUGAUAUCGUUGGUCCCAAAAUUCGCAUAA